GAGGGAGAGAGGGAUGGAGUGAGGGAGGGAAGGAAAGGUAUAUAAGGAGUGGUCUAUGCUUAGAGGAUACACAGCAGCUUCCUUCACUCCUUCGAUUCUUCCCUCUCAACACCUCCCUCGUCAGCAGAUACUUGUGUGUGUGUUUGUGUAUUUGAGUGUGAGUGUGUGUGGGCGUGGAGGGACUUACGCACGUGGACAAGCAUACUCACUGCCAUAAUGGACGAAAACGCCAUGCCCUUCUGCGCUGCCGGCAAAUACGCCUUUCCGCCCCUCUCCCACGCCACCAUGCAUGCUCACAAGCAGGCCGACGCUAUCACCACCUACGCCUUCUUUUCCCAGGGCUACGUGUUGCCCCUCCUUGGCCACACCUCCUCCGCCGUCAUUCCUCUGCUGGUGUUUGCCGUGGCUAUCUUAUGGAUGGCGCUAAUCAUUCGUCGCGCCCCAAAAAAGCAGCAGCAAGAGCAGGAGGAGGGGGCGUGGGUGCGGCCGUUGAGGAAUGUCCCCGAAAUGGUGAGCGCCGUGGGUCUGCUGUUUGGCACGUUUAACAUCACCAACGUGCUGUGGCUCACCUCACCCCACCCCAUCACCCACCACCACGUCCGCCUCGCCCUCACCCAGGUGGCGCAGAAGGUGGAGUUGAUGCAGCUGGCCGUGGUGUGGCGCCGCUUGUGGCCGUGGUUCCGCCGCAUGCCACACCUGGAAGUGGAUCUCGAAGUGGAAGACGAAGACCCGCUGGAGGUGUGCAGCAGGGAACUGCACGCCCCCUACAACUGGUCCAAGGGACCGCUGUGGCGCGCUCGCCUUGUGCCCCUGACGUCCAGUGGUCCCGGGCAGCACCGCGCCGCGCUGGUGUUCUCUGUGCACCAUGUCAUCUCGGAUGGCACCACCAACCUACUCAUCGAGAAGGACCUGCUUCAGGCCCUCAACGCCGCCGCUAUGGGUUGUAGCCCCAACCUGCCCUCCCGUUACCUUGCGCCUGCGCUCGGUAGCCGCUCCGCUGCUGCCUCUCGCUAUUGGCUACCAUCACUGGGUUUCGUACUCGCUGCCAUCCGAGCUGCUUUCACCACAGCCUUCAGCGCACGCUCGGCUCUGAAGCAUCUGCCACAGCCAGGCGCCGUGAGGCCCCUCACCAAGAUUCUGAUGCACGAAUUUUCCGCCGAGGAAACGCGGCAACUGCUGGCACACUUCCGCGCCGCAGGACUCAGGGUGCACUCCUGCGUUACGGCUGUGGCUGGCCUGGCGUUGCACCGCACCGCGCAGCAGUUCGCCAGUCUCCGCCUAGGUCCCAUGCAGGUCAUCCAGGAGCAGGCUGUCAACAUGCGGCGCUACCACCCACAGCACAGCGAGGGCCUGGGCUCCAUGGCCUUCCUAACCACGCAGCAGCACAGCGUGAGUGACGGCAGCGACACCUUCUGGCCUCUGGCACACGAAAUUCAGGACAAGCUGGACCGCAGCCUGGAAGUGACCUGUGCGCCGCUGCGCACUGGCUCAAUGGGCUGGCUAUGCUCCGCCAUCAUCCCCAUGAACCUCGUCCUGGCCAGGCUGGGCUGCACCAGCUUUUCCUACAGCCACAUCUGCACCUCCAAUAUGGGCGACCUGCGGCGUAUUUUUGGGGAGAACGCUGGCGGCGGCGACGGGCGCCCAGUGCAGCUGAGCGGUUUGUUGCGCACCGCGGCGUGCGAGCUUGUGGGCAACCUGUGCUCCAUCAACUUUCAGACGCUGGAGGGCCGCCUCACGCUGUCCCUCGACUAUUACACCAACAAGAUGACUGACGAGGCGGGUCAGACCUACUUCACGCAGCUCAUCCAUGUCCUCACCGAGCUGGCGGUAAGAGGCGUGCCACCGCCCUCCACCACGCAUCGGCCAGGCGACGCCAACGACUGAGCGACGCCCACACGCCACUGGGUAAACCUUUGCUGGCGGCACUGCCUGCUGCCUAGCCCCGAUCGCCCGCGCUCCCCGCCGCCUCACAUCUUAAGCCCACCGGGUGGCGCGGUAAUCCAGUGCAACACACCAAUGGGGCGCCGCCAACACGCCAUGCCACGCCAUCGCCCACCAGCCCCAUGUACCUGAUGAUGAUGGUGAUGAUGAUGAUGAUGAUGUUACUGGUGACGAUGAUGGUUGGCGUGAUGACGGUAGUAGUAGUAGAAAUAGUAGUAGUAGUAGUAGUAGUAGUAGUAGUAGGAGGAGGAGUAGGAGUAGUAGCAGCAGCAACAGUGUAGUAGUAAUAUAAUGUUAGUAACGAUACGAGCAAAAUUAAAGGCGUAUAAUGAACACUCACUGAACACACAAGCCACAUCAGAUAAAAAAAAAAAAAAAAAAACACAACAACAACAACAUGAACAACGGCAUUACAUAUUUUUAGUAACUGUUUCUUUUCAUUACAGAAGACAAAGUCAAUUAAUUAUCAAACAUGAACUACACUAAAACACACAAGAUUGUUAUCACUGAAAAGUUUCGUUUUCUCUCGCAGGAGGAGAAGAAAAUGUUACCAGGCUUUUCAUUACAGACUCGAGUAUUUUGUAGUGGUAGGGAAAGAUCUCGCGACUAGCACAAACUAGUCCUUCCCUGCUCACCUGUAAACAAAGGCAAUUUGUUUCUGUGUAAAAUAUAAUUCCAUGUUUCGAA
This is a messenger RNA of Portunus trituberculatus (swimming crab), 2628 nucleotides long. RefSeq lists its product as uncharacterized. The record is from RefSeq and is a predicted model, not a curated record. NCBI's taxonomy places the organism in Eukaryota, Metazoa, Arthropoda, Malacostraca, Decapoda, Portunidae. The coding region runs from base 217 to 1884 and encodes 555 amino acids. The transcript is spliced from 3 exons.